Messenger RNA from Lipotes vexillifer (Yangtze River dolphin), 3333 nucleotides. It is a transcript of the gene NASP, whose product is annotated as nuclear autoantigenic sperm protein. The transcript is spliced from 15 exons. Gene Ontology annotation, molecular function: histone binding. Bases 159 to 2495 code for a protein of 778 amino acids. Gene Ontology annotation, cellular component: nucleoplasm. NCBI's taxonomy places the organism in Eukaryota, Metazoa, Chordata, Mammalia, Artiodactyla, Lipotidae. Gene Ontology annotation, biological process: CENP-A containing chromatin assembly; DNA replication-dependent chromatin assembly. The record is from RefSeq and is a predicted model, not a curated record.
GAUGGGCGGGGCGAAGGGCCCUGGUAUAUAGAAGGGCCCAGCCGCGCGGGGUCUCCAAUCUGCCAUUUUCUGUCCACGAAUAAGUCUCUGGCUUUCGAAAUUCUCUGUUUCUCCCACAGGCACUAUCCCGUCCGCUGGUCCACCACCUCAGGCGAACGAUGGCCGCAGAGUCCACAGCCACUGCCGCCAUCACCGCGGAGCUGGUUUCCGCCAAAAUUGAAGAAGAUGCCCCUGCUCCUUCUACCUCUACAGAUAAAGUGGAGAGUCUGGAUGUGGAUAGUGAAGCUAAGAAACUAUUGGGUUUAGGACAGAAACAUCUGGUGAUGGGGGAUAUUCCAGCAGCUGUCAAUGCUUUCCAGGAAGCAGCUAGUCUUUUAGGUAAGAAGUAUGGAGAGACAGCUAAUGAAUGUGGAGAAGCCUUCUUUUUCUAUGGGAAAUCGCUUCUGGAGUUGGCAAGAAUGGAGAAUGGUGUGUUGGGAAAUGCCCUGGAAGGUGUGCAUGUGGAAGAGGAGGAAGGAGAAAAAACAGAAGAAGAAACUCUGGUGGAAAAUAAUGAUAACAUAGAUGAGGAAGCAAGGGAAGAGUUGAGAGAACAGGUUUAUGACGCCAUGAGAGAAAAAGAAGCCAAAAAAACAGAAGACAAGUCUCUGGUAAAGCCUGAAACAGAUAAAGAACAGGAAACUGAUAUGGAGAAGGGUAGAAGAGAAGAUAUGGAUGUAAGUGAGCCUGCAGGGGAACUACAGGAAAAAGUUGAAUCAACUCCAGAUCAGUUAACUGAAACCACUAAAGAGGGAAAAGGAACGGCAGCACCAGAAGGACUGAAUGAAGCUGAAGUCACUUCUAAGAAGCCAGAACAGGAAACACCAGAUGCUGAGGAAGGAGAAUCAGUUUCUGGAACUGACGUCCAAGAAGAGUUCAGAGAAAAAGGAGGUCAGGGAGAAGUAAUUGCGAGCAUAGAGGAGAAACCAAAAGAAGCUUCAGAAGAGCAACCUGUUGUGACUCUAGAAGAGCAGGGCACUGCAGUGGAGGUAGAAGCAGUCAAGCCAGUGGAUGUGGGUGGGGAUGAGCCAAAGGAGCAGGUAGCUGUCUCUGCAAGUGAGCCAGGAAAGGCUGUUCUUGAGCAGUUGGUAGGGCAAGAAUUGUCUCCUGCUGACGAGUCACCAGAGGUGACAGCACAGGCUUCAGAGGCCUCGGCUGCAGAAGCUGGAUCAGAAGUCUCCGAGAAGCCUGGGCAGGAGGAGCCAGUUCUCCCUAAGGAUGGUGCAGUCAAUGGACUGUCAGCUGCAGGGGAUCACACUCCCAAUGAACUGAAGACUAAUGCAGAAGGACGGACAGAAACAGAAGAUGGCUCAGGACUAGAGGAGAAGGUCAGGGCAGAGUUGGUUCCUAGCCAGGAGGAGACUAAGCUGUCUAUAGAAGAGUCUGAGGCAGCUGGAGAUGGGGUUGAGACUAAGGUAGCCCAGGGGGCUACUGAGAAAUCCCCUGAAGACAAAGUUAAGAUAGCUGCUAAUGAAGAAACACAAGACAAAGAAGAACAGAUGAAAGAGGGUGAAGAAACCGAGGGCUCAGAAGAGGAGGAUAAAGAAAAUGACAAGGCUGAAGAAACACCAAAUGAUUCACUUCUUGAAAACAAGUCUCUUCAAGAAAAUGAAGAAGAGGAGAUUGGGAACCUAGAGCUUGCCUGGGAUAUGCUGGAUUUAGCAAAGAUCAUUUUUAAAAGGCAAGACACGAAAGAAGCUCAGCUUUAUGCUGCACAGGCACAUCUUAAACUUGGAGAAGUUAGUGUUGAAUCUGAGAAUUACAUCCAAGCUGUGGAGGAGUUCCAGGCUUGCCUAAACCUGCAGGAGCAGUACCUGGAAGCCCAUGAUCGACUCCUUGCAGAGACCCACUACCAGCUGGGCUUGGCCUAUGGGUACAACUCUCAGUAUGAUGAAGCAGUGGCACAGUUCAGCAAAUCUAUUGAAGUCAUUGAGAAGAGAAUGGCUGUACUUAAUGAGCAUAUGAAGGAGGCCGAAGGAUCACCUACUGAAUAUGAGAAAGAAAUUGAGGAGCUGAAGGAGCUGCUACCUGAAAUUAGAGAGAAGAUAGAAGAUGCAAAGGAGUCCCAGCAUAGUGGGAAUGUAGCUGAAUUGGCUCUGAAAGCAACUCUGGUGGAGAGCUCUACUUCAGGUUUCACUCCUAGUGGAGGAGGCUCUUCAGUCUCCAUGAUCACCUGUAGAAAGUCAACAGAUGGUGCUUCCUCAUCAAAUUGUGUGACUGAUAUUUCUCACCUUGUCAGAAAGAAGAGAAAACCGGAGGAAGAGAGCCCCCGGAAAGAUGAUGCAAAGAAAGCCAAACAAGAGCCGGAGGUGAAUGGAGGCAGUGGGGAUGCUGUCUCCAGUGGAACUGAAGUUUCGGAAAACAUGGAGGAGGAGGCUGAGAAUCAGGCUGAAUGCCGGGCAGCAGUGGAGGGGACAGUGGAGGCUGGAGCUACAGUUGAAAGCACUGCAUGUUAAGAGAGGGAGCAGAGCCUUCCUCCCAAUGGAAGGUGUUUUUGUAUAUAAUGUAUUUUUUCACUUUUGGGGGAUUCUUUUUGUAUAACUUCAAUAAAGAUUGUAAGCAAAGGUUGAGGCUUUGAUGAUUUUUUUUUUUUUUUCCUUAAAUAUUGGCUAAAUGUGUGCCUUGGAGCACUCCGGGUUUUAUAUGGUGGCCAAAGGUUUUUGUGGGGUUUUUUUCCCUCCUCUUUACUGAUCUCUGUGUUGGAAGUUCUAAUCCAGAUUCCUGUCUGUCUGAUGUGGAGGUGAUGAAAUCAAGUGUGGCUGUAGGCCCUUAUCUUCCAAUGGUGCUAUAUUUUUUCCAUCAUAAACACUCUGAACCCAGCUGUCUUGUGAACUUUGAAUGGUGUUCUCCCUGGACAGGGGCUAUAAAAAACAAGACUUGGUGAAGAUCUUGCUCUUUGGUGCUGAUACUGUUUGAUGGACUUUGACUGUGAACUGAUAACAGCUUCUAAGCCAGGCCUUAGGUGGCACCUGUGUUAUCCACCUCAUCUCCAACUGGGGCCAUAAUCCUGUCCUGGAAAAAAGAACUGAAGAAAACUUGGGGCUGGGGAGCGGGGAGUGAUCCUUGAGGAAACUGGUGUGCUAAUUGUAGAAAAUUGAGCUUUCUGGUUUGAAAGUGACUAAGGGACUGACUGACUGACUGAUGGACACUCUGGAUGUGGUUGGAAGAAGGAAUCUGGGGGGAGAGCUGGCUGGUUGAGUUACAUUUGUUAUAACAGAAAAUAUCAACAGUUGGAAUUGUUACCUGUCCACAGUUUUGACUUCUUAAAUAAAGAUGCUAAAAAGCUCUUGGUCU